AUGGCUUCUAAUCUACUGUCCCCUGAAAGCACUGAGGGACCCACACGGCCACGGGCAGACAAUGUCUGUCUCUCCUGUCGCCGCAAGAAGAAGAAGUGCGACAAGGCGCUGCCCAAGUGCCUGCAGUGCAAGAAGUGGCUGUGGGCCCAGGCUCAUUUCCCUAGGUUACAUAUACAAUGUGUAUACGAAGAUGCUGCCGAGAGCGUGCCGGUAAUAGAGGAGUUCCGCCAGCUGAGGAAAAAAAUCAAGUUGUUUGAGGAGAUGCUCGUCCCUGGCACUUCCAAGGUGUCCGGACCAACCCGCUCGGCUGCAGAACCGGGCCCUCCCGAGACAGCAAGUCAAACUGAUUAUGAGGCGGAUCUCAUUUCACGCCUCGAGGGGCUUACUUCCAAGCUGAAUGUUGGCGAAGAGGUCUAUCAACUUCUUCAGUCACACCCAGGGGAGAUAUAUGGGGCAUCACAGAUCUACUUUAACAACAUCCACAAAUGGAUACCCAUCAUGUCACAAAAGUUAUUCUAUACUAGGAUGACGGAUUUCAGCAGAACGAAACGCCCGGAUUUUGCUAUUCUCUUGCUUUGCAUUCUCUUAUCGAUCCACUGCCCGGCAAGCGACACAGCACCAGAACCACUGUACAGGGCAACCCGCUCCAUAUUCUGGAGUCUAAAUGCAAGCAUAGAUGCAUCUUUGGAAAUGAUACAAGCUGGGAUACUCUUGUCUUGUUACGAGUAUGGUUUCGGCAUGGAUAAAGAAUGCUACAAAACGAUUGGCAUAUGUGUACGAAUGGGCCAUUGGAUGGAAUUGCAUAACGAGAAGCCUCCAUCAGACGACCUCCAAUAUAGCGAUGAAUGGAUCCGAAUAGCUGAGAGAUGCAAUCUCUGGUGGGCAUUGGUUAUACGAGACAGGUCAACAUUGAUGCACGAUGCUACAUUCGCCAAACCUUAUGCAAGCUGUCCGGACACAGUGCCGGAGCACCUGCCUUUUGAAUCAUUUGAUCUUGAUCCUUCAUUUUCUCGCAUUGGUGACGGCAUUAUUACCCGUGAUGCAGAACCCGGUGUAUUUGGCUAUCAAGCAAAAGCAUGGCGCUUGUUUGACAGGACGGUGGCUUUCCGCCAUCGGGUGAUAAAUUUCCAAUCUGCAGGUUAUCACGGAGAAGAAAAGUUUGAAAUAGAUAGCCAACUUCAGCAACUCAUGCGAAUACUCGUCGACCAAUCUGGCGGUGCCACCUGCGGGUAUUGUGAACCAUCUGCUAUAGUGCUCGUUUCUCUUCUCCUCUUACACAGUCGGUAUCCUUCUGUCACGGCUGAGGCUCUGCGCAAAGGCGAGGUUGCAGGCUACCCACCGCACUGUGUCCUGGCCUCAUCAUUAGCUGUCAAAACGAUUGUCCGCAUGGUUGUCGACGUGGCGCACACCAUUAAUAACCACUACCGUAAGAUUAAUAUAAUAUCGUUUCCGCCUACGUAUUGCCAUGCCAUUUAUCGGGCUACCUUGGAGCUGAUCUCCUUCCGCGACGACAUGGACAAUGCGGAGUGGACCAAGGCGCUUGAGACGCUCCGGGAAGCCACUUGGAACUACGGCAGGAGGUGGCAAGCUGCAGAUCUUGCUCUACUCUGUACAUAA
Molecule: messenger RNA, 1617 nt
Organism: Trichoderma virens Gv29-8
Lineage: Eukaryota; Fungi; Ascomycota; Sordariomycetes; Hypocreales; Hypocreaceae
Exons: 5
Coding region: 1-1617 (538 amino acids)
Biological process (GO): regulation of DNA-templated transcription; DNA-templated transcription
Cellular component (GO): nucleus
Molecular function (GO): DNA-binding transcription factor activity, RNA polymerase II-specific; zinc ion binding; DNA binding
Source: RefSeq, a predicted model, not a curated record